Messenger RNA from Teleopsis dalmanni, 423 nucleotides. Its product is annotated as RNA pseudouridylate synthase domain-containing protein 2-like. Lineage: Eukaryota; Metazoa; Arthropoda; Insecta; Diptera; Diopsidae. The coding region runs from base 1 to 423 and encodes 140 amino acids. The record is from RefSeq and is a predicted model, not a curated record. The transcript has 3 exons.
AUGAAUGUUUAUUUACAGUUGAUGUCACCAUCUGAAAAAGACAAGUUAAGAGCAAAUCCUGAAAAGCGAAAAGCCGAGGAUUCCGAUCAAAUUAAGGAUUUGAAAAAGGCAAAACUAGAGACGAAGGCGUUAAAAGCCAAACGACCAGGCUUCACGGAUGAACGUUAUCACGAGACAUCUUAUUAUAUUGAAAAUGGGCUACGAAAAGUAUACCCAUAUUAUUUCACUUUUACUACGUUCACCAAAGGACGUUGGGUUGGCGAAAAAAUUCUCGACGUUUUUGCACGUGAGUUUCGUGCACAUCCGGCUGAGGAGUAUGAACGCUGCAUUAGGGCCGGGACGCUAACCGUUAAUUAUGAGAAGGUGCCAAUCGAUUAUAGGUUGAAGCACAACGACUUGUUAGCCAAUAUUGUGCACAGGUAA